Molecule: messenger RNA, 1575 nt
Organism: Amyelois transitella
Lineage: Eukaryota; Metazoa; Arthropoda; Insecta; Lepidoptera; Pyralidae
Gene: AkhR
Product: adipokinetic hormone/corazonin-related peptide receptor variant I
Exons: 8
Coding region: 191-1396 (401 amino acids)
Biological process (GO): G protein-coupled receptor signaling pathway
Cellular component (GO): membrane
Molecular function (GO): G protein-coupled receptor activity; adipokinetic hormone receptor activity; peptide binding
Source: RefSeq, a predicted model, not a curated record
AAAACGCGCGCCUCGGGUCCUAACGCGUCUCACGGUGACAGUGUAGUGAGUGAGUGUUGUGCUUUCAUAAUCGGAUGCGACAAUCGAAAACGCCGUCUACAUGCACCGCCGUUGCAUCAAAACAAUACUCAAAAUGCCAUAGUUCAUAGUCCUAUGAAGAAGUCCAAGUAAUGAAAUCAGUGAUACAACUAUGAAUAUAGACGAAAAAGUGUCUGGGCCCGGCGGGGCGUCCCAGAAAAACUGGACUCAUUUGAAUACUAGUGAUGAAUUGCCAUUGGAUAUGCGGUUUAAUCAUGGUCAUUUAGUGUCCAUAACGGUGUAUAGUGUGUUGAUGGUGAUAUCGGCGACGGGGAACCUCACAGUGCUGUCACAGUUGAUGAAGAGAAGGCGGGCGGGGCGCGCGAGCAGACUUGACGUACUGUUAAUGCAUUUAGCUGUAGCCGACCUUAUGGUCACGUUCCUGAUGAUGCCUCUGGAGAUCGCUUGGGCGGGCACCGUGCAGUGGCUGGCCGGAGACACCAUGUGCAGGGUCAUGAUGUUCACCAGAACCUUCGGCCUCUACCUAUCCAGCUUCGUGCUCAUCUGCAUAUCUAUAGAUAGGUACUACGCGAUCCUGAAGCCCUUGAACGUGACGUGGGAGGCUCGGGUGCGGCGCGCGCUCACCAUCGCCUGGGCGGGCGCGGGGCUCGCCAGUCUGCCGCAGAGCUUCAUAUUCCACCAGGAGGAGCAUCCUGAGGUCAAAGGAUACUUCCAAUGCGUGUCAUACGGGUCCCUGCCCACGGAGACGCAUGAAUUCGCGUAUUUCCUCGUCAAUAUGCUGCUUAUGUACGUCGCACCACUCAUAGCCACGCUCUACUGCUCCUCCGCCGCGCUACUCGAAAUCAUCAGACGAGCCAACACCGCCAAUGAUCGGAUGCGCAGGAGUGGCGUGGGCAUCCUGGGCCGAGCCCGCGCCAGGACGCUAAAGAUGACUAUCACCAUAGUUUUAGUGUUCUUCACGUGUUGGUCUCCUUACUACUGCUAUUGUUUGUGGUUUUGGAUAGACAAAGACACAUUGAGGAACCUGGACCCUGCGCUGCAGAAAGCCAUGUGGCUGUUCUCCUGCACUAACUCCUGCGCCAACCCCAUCGUGUACGGGGUCUUCAACAGGAACCGGUGGUCCUGGGGGUCAGGGAACAACGGAAGGUGCCGUGGCGGCAGUGCUCGAAGAGGUUCCCGAAUGCCAUUUUACGGUGAAUCCAUGGAAAUUUCAGCAGCAACCCUCGCCAGGGCCAGGAGUUCCCUCGGCGAGAGAAACGGGCGACGGGACUCCGCGCACGAUGCGAGUGCGCAAAAUGGAACGCAAAAACAUUUGAACAGUCUUAACAAUAACCACGUGGGUAACGGAAUGGUGUAGUGUCGUGCAUUUUACGGUUUUCCGGUUAAAGUCCAACACUAGUGGUUUCUUUGUGGCCAGUGUCUUUUUAGUACAAAAAUGUUCAAAGUGUCUGCCCUGAAUACACGUUUGUGGCCCAACGUACGUAGAUAUUUAAGCUUAAGUUAAGAAUUUAAUUUUAAGAUUGAAUGUUUUUAAUA